Sabethes cyaneus is the source of this 3184-nucleotide messenger RNA. It is a transcript of the gene Nop17l, whose product is annotated as protein kintoun. Gene Ontology annotation, biological process: axonemal dynein complex assembly. Lineage: Eukaryota; Metazoa; Arthropoda; Insecta; Diptera; Culicidae. The coding region runs from base 168 to 2963 and encodes 931 amino acids. The transcript is spliced from 6 exons. The record is from RefSeq and is a predicted model, not a curated record. Gene Ontology annotation, cellular component: cytoplasm.
UCGCAAAAUCUUCGCCUAUAGUUUAUUUUGUUGCCAUUCAUUCAUUCAUUCAUUCAUCGUUACGAUACUAUUUUUAAGUCGUUUAUCAACCAUCGAUUAGUUGAAUAUUGCGACUGAUUGCGGUACGAAUACGCAAUACUAUAGAGAGUGAAGGAAAGAAAAACAAAAUGUCAAACGUAGAUGGUGAAAAGUUUGAACUUUCUCGUGAUGAAUUCCGCAAUAUUACCCGGUGUUUAGAAAACGAAGAAUUUCGGAAACUAUUUGCUGAAUAUUGUGGAGAACUUUCCGAUCCGGCAAAUCGAAAACAGUACGAAAAUGAAUUGAAAAUUCUAGAAGCAGAAAGGGGAUACGACGUGCAAUUCAUUAAUCCAUUACCGGGUUAUGUAAUUAAAACUGUACUUCAGGAAAAAACAAAAGCAUUUGUAAAUGUUUGUUAUUGUGACCUUAUCGGACGUCCGGUCAGUCAAAGUUCCACGGGUGAAUUCGGUCAACGCGGUUCGAAAUGGAGCAUUCCUUAUGCACAGUGCCAUCCCAGGAAGGAUUAUGACAAUAAAAAAAACGAAUGCAUUGUAUAUGAUGUUGUUUUUCAUAACGAUACGCUACGUUUAGCCAAGACUAAUCGAAAUCUUCGAAAUCUAGUGACCGACACUGCCCUUGAUGCGGUUGAGAGGUCAUUCAAUGUGUCAUUGGAUAGAGCCAAUUUAAAAUUUCCUAAAUUGCAGUACAAGGGUGUUCCAAAAAUGACGGUCAUUCGUCAGAAAAACAAUAGUUCUCAAAACGAAUGUUUGAUCGAUCCGUUUUAUCCUUUAUCAAAAUCAUCAAGCCAUCUAGCCGAAGAAAAGAGCGUGAAUAAGAUAGGCGCCACGCUCAAAGUCUCUCAAUCCACAAAAGAAGUCCUGUAUGGAACACCUAGCUUUGAAAUUAUUCAUAGAAAAAACAUAGAGUAUCACGAGCUAACAGAUGAAAAAGAUGCAAAAUUUGAUGCCGCGAUCCCAAAAGAAUUAGUUAUAAUCAUUCAACUGCCCUUACUUAAUUCGGCUGCCGAUUGUAGUUUGAACGUUACCAGCAAGAAGUUACAUUUAGUCAGCCAAACUCCAGCAAAGUACAAACUGGACAUGAAAUUGCCAUAUGAAGUACUGGAAAAAGAAGGAAAUGCACAGUUUAACACCGAUGAAAAAACUCUUACAGUUACACUACCCACUGUGAAAAAACGAUGCCCCAUGCUCGAUAGCGCAAAAAACGUCGAGCUCGUCGAUAAACUUGUGCAACCUGAAACUGAUACUAACGUGGAAUCUUCACCCGUGUCCGAGGAAAAACAAAGUGCACAAGUUGUGAAGCAUCAGCGAGGACCUCAAUUGGUUUCCCACUCUGCAUCCAGGAAAAUUAUUUUUCCUAAAUUUUCUACAAAUCGCAUGGAAAACAUGUUUGCAUUUACUCUUAACGUUCGUAAUAUUGAUCCAAGUUCCAUUGAGUUGGAAAACGGUGAAGAUUCUGUUUGCUGUAGAUUUACAAAUGUUAGUAAUGGAUUUUUCCCAUGUUACUACAUAUUUUUCGUGCGUUUCCCUAAUGCAAAUAUUGCCGAAGUACACCACGAAGAAUGGGACAACAAUUUCAUUUUACAAGUUAUAUUAGCAGACAGUACACGUGUUGAUUGCUAUUAUGCCGGUCCCGAUGAGAGCAAUUUGGUACAGUAUCAUAUAUUGGAAGAUAUCAGUGAAAAGAUAAACAAGCUUGGGAAAGAAAUUGAAGAUGACAGUCUUAGUAUAGCUGUAUCAAAAGAAGCUGCUAAGCGCGAACGCAAGUCUAGCUCCGGUGUAAGCAUUGAAAUCAAAACUAAAAGCGAUUUCGAUAUCAGCGAUGAAGACAUCACUGAAGAAGCAUCCGCACAAAAUUUUAAGACUGAUCAACCUUCAGAAAAGGAUACAAUUUUAAAGGGAAAAAAUGAUUGCAAUGAUACUAGUACAAAUCUGUUUAGCAAACAGGAGAAAUCUGUAGAUGUGACUAACGAGCUAACUUCCCAGAUCGAUGACAAAGAGUCAAGGAAACAUAAAAAAAACUCUCGCAGGAAGAACAAAAAGCGUUCCUUUUCUGAAUCCUGCUGUGAUAGUCUAAAAGUAAUAAUGGAGCAUGAUAUAUCCAAAUUGGAGCGAAGUGUCACUUCAAACCCCCAAACGGAUUCGGAAAGGAAUGAUGAUAAAAAAUCAUUUUCCCUAACUGACAUAAAGCAGCGCAAACCUCGAAGUAUAUCGGAAUCAUGCUCGUCCGUUUGCGCUGAUACAAACCAUGCUGCAACCGGGUCAACAUCGAUGGAUAGUCUAACUGCUCUAAUACAAUUUAACCAAAAAUGCAAAGGUAUCCUGAAGCGAUCUUGUUACGCAAGAAGUAUGAGUGAAUGUUCAUCAGUCGAUGAUGCUACGUAUUUGGCUACUUCAAUGGAUGGUGGCUCAAGUCUAACUGAGUCUGUUGAUCAUUCGCAAGGAGAGCUCUCUGAGUGUUGCAGAAAAACUGUUCGCUUCAAUGAUCUUAUCAAAACUAAAAUAUUUAAAUCGAAUUCUAGCAUAUUAGCACAGAAGAAGAAAAAUGCAAAGAAAAAUGAAAGCAAACGUCGUGUUCAAUCUCGUCGUUUAAGUGAGGGUGAAAGCACCGAUAAUGAUGAUAAAGAACAUCUAAAUGAUAGCGAAUCUGGCAUUCAUGGAGUGCAACCUGAAGCGGAGCAUGAUAGUGGAAUUUCAUUGGACUCCGAUGCAGGACAUAUGGUUGAAAAUACGGAUAAUAAGGAUGAUCAGAAUAAUUUCUCAACUAAACCGAUCAAUAUUGGACAGACAGUUACAACAGGUGUCGUAAGCAGCAAAAAUACUGGCGACGACAAAAAAACUAAAACAUUAUUGCGUAAAACCGUUAAACGGUCGGAUUCAAGCGAUAUUGAAUUCAAAAGUGAUAUGAUUUUUGACAUUGAAAUGUGAAAAAAAUACAAUUGUACCUAAUGAAAAUUUAGAACAUUAAAUUGUUCCCGUUUUAAGUGAUUAUAAUACCAGUGUAGUAAGUAUAAGUUCUAAAAUUAGCCUGUCUAAUUUAUAAGAGGCAAUCUACUUUUGGCGGCCUAAAGCUAAAAUGCAUUUGUAUAUGAAAACCAUUUAUUAGCUAGUUUUGCGCUGCAUUUUAGGUGAUUUGAAACAUUUAAAUU